GUUCAGCAGUGUCCUUAGCUUCUUGAAACCAACCAGACCCAUCUUCGAGAACCAAUGGGCACUUGGCGACUAUAGAAAUUACCUGCCAUGCCUUCUUGCCACUCCAAAGGCCUUCCGACGCUGGAAUAGGAGCACCAGUACUGGUGCUCAGUUCUCUUUCGCUCGAUCGAUUGGAUCAAUCCGUCCCUGCCGAGCCCCAUCGCCUUUUCCCGCUAGCCAUGCCCGGCUGAGAUGCAUGUUCUGAAUGUAUACGAUAUCUGCCACCGCCAUCAAGUGUCAUCAUCUCGCUACUGUCUGCAUAAAGCGCGGGCGGAGUACUCCGUUCGCUCGAGUCUCCGCCGCAACUAUGCCCUCGUCACUCUUGAUUACUGGAUUCGGCGUCAAAUACCCGCCGAAUUUGUCGCUCACGGAAGACCUGGAUAAACUGGCGUACAAGUGGUAUCCAGCAUCCCCCGCAUUGGAUAAGGUCCUCUCAAUCAACCGUCGCACCGGAAUCAAAUCGCAUUCCCUCAUCUACCCUCUUCUCGAUCUACCCUACCCCCCAUCCAUCAAGGAAGUAUCCGAGAUCUUCAAUCGGGAAGGCAUUCCGCUGUCCAAAGCCGCCGCCCAAGCCGCGCUCACUGAAGCAGGUCUGACACCCGCCGAGGUCACGCAUGUCGUCGCUACGACAUGCACGGACGUGUCCAACCCCGGCUUUGACUCGCGACUCGCGCAGGAGCUCGGGCUCCGCCCUAGCAUCGAGCGCGUGCUGCUGAGCGGCGUCGGAUGUGCCGGCGGUCUCGCGGCUCUGCGGCUUGCGGCGAGUCUGUGUCAGUCGGCCGCGUGGAGGGGGGAGCCAGCGCACGUCUUGGUUGUGGCCUGCGAGAUCACGAGCACGAUGCGGCGCGACGAGCUGGAGCUGAUCGCCAAGGAGCAACAGGUGCGUAUCGGGAUCACGCUCUUCGGCGACGGGGCCGCUGCGUUGGUGCUUUCGGUUGCCCCGACCGGCACUGGACGGGGAAUAUAUGAGCUUGUCAACUGGGCCCACCUUACGGUGCCCGACACGCAGUCUGAUCUGAGGAUAGACGUUGACACUUCUGGUUUCAAACCAACACUCUCUCCGCGCAUUCCCACCCUGACCGGCAAAUGCGUGCCUUUGCUGUACGACGCGUUGUUCAGCACACUGCCCGCUGCAUCGACAGCUCUGACGACGCUGCCUCCACCUUCCGACAGCCGAACACGCGAAUUCGAUUGGGCAGUCCAUCCGGGAGGAGCGGCCAUUCUCAAGGCCGUCCAAGACACGAUGGCCGUCGAUCGAGAACAUUUGAAGGCGAGCUGGGACGUCUACGAGAGCCACGGGAACACAAGCUCGGUCACGGUUCUCAGUGUGCUCGAUGUUUUGAGACGGGGAGAAGGCCGUGAAUGGGUCGUCAGCAUGGCUUUUGGUCCCGGCGUCACGGCCGAGGGUGCUCUCCUACGACGUUUAUCUACAUCAUAAAUCUAAUCAGUCGUGAAUAAUACUCGGUCAUGUGUACGAAAUGAUCAUCAUGCUUGGUCACGAUCUACGUUGAUUCGGUCCUCAUUCUUAUGGCCGCGCCAGCUUCGGAGACACUACAUUCCAUAUCGGCAGACUCUCGGUCACCGUCAAUACUACCACACCGAGGUGCCCUCCGAUAAGGUCUCUCGCACCUAGGGCU
This is a messenger RNA of Mycena citricolor, 1676 nucleotides long. The record is from the annotation of a GenBank genome assembly. Lineage: Eukaryota; Fungi; Basidiomycota; Agaricomycetes; Agaricales; Mycenaceae.